AUGGAGGAAGGUGUUUAUCUCCCUGAUCAUCUAAUCCAUAAAAUUCUCAAGGACCUUCCUGCCAAAAGUGUAUUGCGGUUCAGGUGUGUGUCCAAGCUUUGGAAGUCCACCGUCGAUGAUCCACGUUUCAUUCACGCCUACAGGAAACACUGGGUUUCUCGUCUGGGUGGCCCAAAACAGCUCGUCUCAACUUAUCUCGAUGAUGGCCGUUGCACCUAUUCCUACUUAGAUGAAACCACGGCCCCCAAUAGGUUAACUCACAUUCAAACCCUGCCAACCAGGAUGAGGCCUGAGGAUAGAAAGUUCGGGCCCCAUAUGGUUAACGACCUCAUUUGUGUCGGCAACAUCAUAUGGAACCCGACCACCAGAGAUGUCUUGACUCUUCGCCAAGAAGUACCACAUGCUAAGAACUACCUAGGUUUCGAUUCUUAUACCAAUCAAUUCAAAGUUCUCUCCAUCUAUAAGAUAUGUGUUCCUCCCCGACGUGUAGAACCGCGCUGCAAGAUCAUGACAUUGGGCGUCGACCAUUUCUUUAGAGACGUAACCGGCCCUCUUCCCGAUGCAUUCAAGGCUUCAACUAAUACGUGUUGUGUGGAUGGUGUCAUCUACAUAAACGGGGAUUGGAAUCGAUCGGUUCUAGCUUUUGACGUUGCAAAGGAGAGUUUCUUUUUUGUUACUCUCCAUCCGGAGGCCUCUCCUUCCUACACAAUCGUGCCAUCCCCCCGCCGAUCUUUAGACGACGAAUGCGUCGUCGUGUUGAGGGAUAAGUUAAUGAAUAAAACAUUUUCAUUUGAUGGAAAGGAGAAUCGGGUCCCGAUCAAAAUCAAUUGGGUUGGACCAAGUUCUUUGAUGGAUUUUAUUGGUCCAUUAUUGGAAGACCACGAAAGGUGCAAGAAGGGUGAUCAUACUUAUAAAGACGUAUUGAAAUUUGAUGGGCGAAGCAAUGAAUGGGUUACGAGGAGAUUCGAGCUACCAAUGGAUGCAUACUUUGGUUUGUUUUCAGAAGAAGAAAUGGUUAUCCUAGGCAAUGCCAUGGCACUAAGAUUGAAGCCCCCGCACGGACGUUUCUCACCUUUGUUUUGGAAUGGACGGUGGAGUGACAAUGUUGUCCAUUCGAUUUUUUCGACUUCUCGGUUUUAUUUCAUGGAUCAUAUGGAAUACUUGUUCAGGAUAAAUGAUAGUUUUCAAGCAUAA
Impatiens glandulifera is the source of this 1194-nucleotide messenger RNA. RefSeq names its product putative F-box protein At5g15660. Gene Ontology annotation, molecular function: protein binding. The coding region runs from base 1 to 1194 and encodes 397 amino acids. Lineage: Eukaryota; Viridiplantae; Streptophyta; Magnoliopsida; Ericales; Balsaminaceae. The record is from RefSeq and is a predicted model, not a curated record. The transcript has a single exon.